Molecule: messenger RNA, 3012 nt
Organism: Dama dama (fallow deer)
Lineage: Eukaryota; Metazoa; Chordata; Mammalia; Artiodactyla; Cervidae
Product: antigen-presenting glycoprotein CD1d-like
Exons: 5
Coding region: 95-1354 (419 amino acids)
Biological process (GO): antigen processing and presentation, endogenous lipid antigen via MHC class Ib; antigen processing and presentation, exogenous lipid antigen via MHC class Ib; positive regulation of T cell mediated cytotoxicity
Cellular component (GO): external side of plasma membrane
Molecular function (GO): lipopeptide binding; exogenous lipid antigen binding; endogenous lipid antigen binding
Source: RefSeq, a predicted model, not a curated record
CGGAGAUUCGAGGUCCCAGAGCAGAGCUAGGACGCGGGGUGCUUGCUGUUUCUGUUCUUCUGGGGGCUUCCCCAGAUUUGGAGGAGUUUUGAGGAUGAGUGGAACCGGGGCUCCCGGGCAGAGGGCGGCGAGAGGGAGCCGAGCGGGGAAAGCGGCCGACGCUCGCGGCGGGCGGGCGCAGACUGAUACACCUCGGGAAGCCGGGAGCUUGACCCACCAGCCCGAGAACCUGCUACCCGCUGCCUCCAGCUGCUUGGCCCCUGGAGACCGAGCUGGAUUCAGAGCCAGCAGACAUCACCCUUUCUUCCCAAACCUAGCUGUUUGUUUGUUUCUGUUGCUCUUCCUUCUCCCUUCUGUGCUCUCCCUCCCGUGCCCCCGGUGCCUCCGAUCUGUAUUGUCUCCAGAGCCGCAAACGUCUUACUCCUUCCGUGGCCUCCAGAUCUCCUCCUUUGCCAACCGCAGCUGGACGCGCACGGACGGCCUCGGGUGGCUGGGGGAGCUGCAGCUCUAUACUUGGCGCAAUGAGUCGGACACCGUCGGCUUCCUGAAGCCUUGGUCUCAGGGCACAUUCAGCGAGCAGCAGUGGGAGCAGCUGCAGCAUACGUUUCAGGUUUAUCGCAGGAGCUUCACCAGGGACAUCUGGCAAUUCGUCGAAAUGCUGCACCGCGACUAUCCUCUUGAGAUCCAGAUAACUUUAGGAUGUGAGUUACUUCCGAGGAACACCUCUGAAAGCUACUUUCGUGCAGCAUUUCAAGGAAAGGAUGUCCUGAGUUUCCAAGGAAUGUCUUGGGUGCCAGCCCCAGAUGCCCCCCCUUGGAGCCAGGACCUCUGCAAGGUGCUCAAUCGGGACCAAGGGACCAAGGAAACAGUGCACUGGCUCCUCCAUGACGUCUGGCCCGAAUUGGUCAGAGGCCUCUUGCAGACGGGGAAGUCCGAGCUGGAGAGGCAAGUGAAGCCGGAGGCCUGGCUGUCCAGUGGCACCCCUCCCCGGCCUGGCCACCUGCGGCUGGUCUGCCACGUCUCAGGAUUCUACCCAAAACCCGUGCGGGUGAUGUGGGUGAGGGGCGAGCAGGAGGAGCCUGGCACUCAGCAAGGAGACGUCAUGCCCAACGCCGACUCGACUUGGUAUCUGCGAGUAACCCUGGAUGUGGAGGCUGCGGAGGCGGCUGGCCUGAGCUGCCGAGUGAAGCACAGCAGCCUGGGAGACCAGGACAUCAUCCUGAACUGGGAUGGGAACCGUGUCUCCAGGGGCUUGAUUGUCGUCCUGGUAAUCCUGGUGGUGUUUGUCCUUCUGGUUGUUGGAGGCUUAGUCUUCUGGUUUAGGAAGCACCGCCGCUAUCAGGAUAUCCCAUGACUCUCCUCCCCACAUCUAUCUGUCUGGACUUCAGGAUCUCUGGGCUUUAGCCCUCAGAAUUUGAAGGUGAAAGAGAGCUACCUUGAAGAAGCAGAGAGAGAAACCUUUGCAAUAUUUGGGGUGUUGUUCAGUUGCUCAGUCGUGUCUGACUCUUCAUGACCCCAUCAUUUCAGUUCAGCUGCUCAGCAUACCAGGCUUCCCUAUCCUUCUCCAUCUUCUGGAGCUUACUCAAACUCAUGUCCAUUGAGUCAGUGAUGCCAUCCAACCAUUUCCUGCUCUGUCGUCCCCUUCUCCUGCCUUCAAUCUUUCCUCGCAUCAGGGUUUUUUCUAAUGAGGCAGCCAAAUACUGGAGCUUCAGCUUCAGCAUCAGUUCUUCCAAUGAAUAUUUUGAGUUGAUUUCCUUUAGGAUUGAUUGGUUUGAUCUCUUUGCAGUCCAAGGGACUCUCAAGAGUCUUUUCCAACACCACCGUUCAAAAACAUCAAUUCUUUGGCGCUUACCGUUCUUUUUGGUCCAACUCUCACAUCCAUACAUGACUACUGGAAAAACCAUAGCUUUUGCUAGACGGACCUCUGCUGGCCAAAUACCGUCUUUACUUUUUUUUUUUUUUCAAUUUUAUUUUAUUUAUUUAUUUUUUUAUUUUGUUUUUAUUUCUUUUAAUUAGUUGGCGGCUAAUUACUUCACAACAUUUCAGUGGGUUUUGUCAUUCAUUCGUAUGAAUCAGCCAUAGAGUUACACGUAUUCCCCAUAUCGAUCCCCCCUCCCACCUCCCUCUCCACAUGGAAUAUUACUCAGCCAUUAAAAAGAAUUCAUUUGAAUCAGUUCUAAUGAGAUGGAUGAAACUGGAGCCCAUUAUACAGAGUGAAGUAAGCCAGAAAGAUAAAGAACAUUACACCAUACUAACACAUAUAUAUGGAAUUUAGAAAGAUGGUAACGAUAACCCUAUAUGCAAAACAGAAAAAGAGUCACAGAAAUACAGAACAGACUUUUGAACUCUGUGGGAGAAGGUGAGGGUGGGAUGUUUCGAAAGAACAGCAUGUAUAUUAUCUAUGGUGAAACAGAUCACCAGCCCAGUUGGGAUGCAUGAGACAAGUGCUCGAGCCUGGUGCACGGGGAAGACCCGUCUUUACUUUUUAAUACGCUGUCUAGGUUUGUCAUAGCUUUCCUUCCAAAGAGCCAGCAUCUUGAUUUCAUGGCUGCAGUCACCAUCUGCAGUGAUUUUGUGUGGGAACAAUGUUUUACUGAUUUCUCAGAAAUACCUCCUGGAAUUUAAUACUCAUUUUCUCUUCCUUGCUUGCUCUUCCCCACCCUUAAUUUAGACAUUCUGACUGACAUGUCAGCAUUAGCUAGGUGCCGUUCUGUACACAGAACAAACCCGCUUAUCUUCAAAGACCUUUCCUACAUGUCUUAUAUGAUUACCUCCAGACCUCCAGGAGGAAGCCUCCUUGAUCCCUGAAUUCUAGUCUCUGUCUUGCUUUCCUGCUCAUACUUAAAGAUUACAAGAUAAGUUACCAAUAAAAUAUGUGCUCAGCACUUCUUGGGGAGUUGCUUGUCUGAAUGCUCUUCCUGUGCUGUCUGUCAUAAUACUGUGUGUUUGUAUUAUUCAGUGCGAAGCCACCACAGUUUUGGAGCCCAAGAGAAUAAAGUCUGUCGCUGUUUC